AUGGCAGACCCUUCAACCAUUUACGAGUUUCUGAAGCAGCAGCAGCAACAACAACCACCAACUUCAUCUUCAGCUUCAAAACCUAAAAGAUCAGCACCUCACCAACCAACAACAAGAACUUUCCAAUGCAACUUCUGUUACCGCAAGUUCUAUACUUCUCAAGCUCUCGGUGGUCACCAAAACGCUCACAAACUUGAAAGAGCUGCUGCAAGAUCACGAACCAUCAACCUCAACAACAACAACAAUGUUGUCUCUCUCUCAUCACCUCAACCACCACCACCACCUCCAUUUUCACUCAUCAAUGGCUCCAACUCCAACUCCAACUCCAACUCCAAACCCUUAACACAACUUGAACAGGGUCAUUUCUUUCAUCACCAUCACCCUUACUGGCAACAAUUCGAAAUGGAGUCGUUACAGUUUCAAACACAUCAUCCUCAUCCUCAUCCUCACCAUCACCAUGUUGCAACAACAACAACAACAACAAAUCUACCUGUGGUUCACUUCAACCCUUCUGCAGCUUCAUCUUCAACUCAUUCUCACCAUGUUUUCUCCAACAAUGCUGCUUCUCCACCUCAACUUGUUGAUGCGUCUGACCAUGUCAAUCUUGACCUCACACUUCACUUGUGA
Lathyrus sativus (Indian pea) is the source of this 627-nucleotide messenger RNA. The record is from the annotation of a GenBank genome assembly. NCBI's taxonomy places the organism in Eukaryota, Viridiplantae, Streptophyta, Magnoliopsida, Fabales, Fabaceae.